This is a messenger RNA of Colossoma macropomum (tambaqui), 3250 nucleotides long. RefSeq names its product shootin 1 (gene shtn1). Lineage: Eukaryota; Metazoa; Chordata; Actinopteri; Characiformes; Serrasalmidae. The record is from RefSeq and is a predicted model, not a curated record.
AUACCGGUACCCCGAUUAAUCGUCAGACGCGCGCCCAAGUGUCACUUCCUGUUGCUCUCACGGUAAAGCAGGUAAAGAAGGUAAAGCUGGUAACUUUCUCCUCAAUGGCGGCUGAAGAAGAGAAGCAAAUGAGGACUAUAAACGAGCUCUCGGAUCAAGCGAUCCGACAGUACGAGAGCCUUCGGAAAGAGCAUGAGAAAACCAAGAUGGAGAGUAAGCAGCUGAAGCAGGAGCGAGAUGAGGCCCUACGGAAGCUGGAGGAGUUUGAAAGAGUGUCUCACAGGGUGCUGCAGGAGGUCAACAGUAUGCAGGAGAAUCUGGAGGUUGAGAAGACAUGCAGGGAGACGGUUGAGGCCCUGGCAACAAAGCUGAACAGACAGAACCGUUCUCUGAAGAGGAAGAGUAUGAUGUACCUGGCCCACCUGGGUGCUGAUGUCAUCGCUAAGAUCAAUCUGGAUGAUGAAGAUGAUGAUCAGCAGGAGGAGGAGUCUGGAACCUGUAGCUCCACCCGCUGUCACACCAUCGUCUCAGAGCUGAGGGGUAAAUUAGAGUCGGCUCAGGAGGAGAAAAAACGCUUGGCCAUUGAUCUGGAGGCGGCGAAAGAUCAGCUCCGCAAAACCAGAGAGGAACUCCUGAGAGAAAAACAUGAUAAUACUGUUUUGAUUGCUGAAACGCUUCAACAAAAGAAGCUCUUGGGAAAAUAUAACAGAGUGUCUAAGUAUGCAGUAGAGGAGUACGAGGCCCUGCAAGCUGACCUGGAGCUGGAGAAAGAUCUGCGAGCAGAGGCUGAGAAGUUUGCACAAGAGAUGCUGGUGGAGCAGAAGAAGAUGAAGAGACAGAGUAAGGUUCUGCUGCAGACCAUGUCUCCUUCAGAAGCUCUGCAGAACGCUCUCAAAGAAAUCACAUCCCUCACACACAAGCUGGAGACGCAGAGACUCGAGCACCAACAGCAGCUGAAGCGUUUGGAGGAUGAACUGCAUGGCUCUGAUUGGAGGAAACAGCUGUCAGUAUUAGAGAAGAAGGCAGAGCUUCUGGAGGAGGAGAGGAGAGAGAUGCUGGAGAAAUGUAGCAGAGCGGAGACUGAGGCAAAGGACCUGCGCUUUACAGUGGAGGAACUGCAGAAGAAACUCCAGCAGGUAUCUAACCCUGUUCCUGCCCCUCCACCUCCUCCACCUCCCCCACCUCCACCGCCACCUCCUCCACCUUCAGUACCAACCAACCCACUCAGCUCCCUCCUGUCAAUGCUCCGUAAGAAAAAAGACACUAAUAGUGACAUUCCACUGGUGGAAAAAGACAUUCCAGCAAAAGAACCAGAGAAAGACAUUAGGCAGCAGGCCGUGGUGGAGAUGAUGGAACGAAUCAAAAAAGGCAUUCAGCUCCGGCCAGUUGGCCAGACAAGCAACAGAGCCAAACCACCACAGAGAGAGCGAAUACCAUCUGGUUCUGCCAUUCAGGAGCUUAAAGGAAUUUUGAGCUCGGUGAAACGCCCCUCCCCGUGCCCCUCCCCUCCUGCACGGCCCUCGUCCCCUGAACCACAGUCUGAACUCCAGAAAGUGCUACUGAAACGCCGCGGUGCGCUGGAGACGACACAGGACAGCACAUUGUCCUCACAGCCCUUUCCCAGCAGUGUUCUGGACCUGACCCGUGUUAAGCACACUCACACUGGCCCUGGACAGAGCGCUAACCACACGACUACACAACACUGACACCUAGAGACACCUGAAACUGGCCGUUUGGAAUGGAGAGAACGGCCGAGCUUCUGCAGGACAGCGUGCACUGCGUUCAGAUGAUUCACACAAUUAAAUUGUUAUUUACUAAUUUGAAUAUUGUUCUGAAUAUAUUUUGGUUUGGUAAUUCAUAUCUUAUAAAUGAAAAAAGGUUGAUUUUUUGAAAGCAGCUAAUUAAUGUCACUACCAGGGAUUAUAUUCGACAUAUAUUUCAACUAAAAGAACGUUUAUAACACAGGUCCAUCAGUUCAGAAAGCACAUGUGCAGUGACAGAGCUGUAACAUUUCAACUUUAUAAAGACUGUAUUGCUCGUCACACUGUAAAUAAGUACAGACUGUAAAUGUGAAAUACAAAAGGAAUUGCCUGAUUUUGUUAUAUAUUUAUUUCAUUUUUAGUAUGAAAUAAGCUAUUUUGGCAGGUGAGCUAACUUAAUGCAACUGUAAUCAGUUAUACAUUUAAUAAAUACAGUGUUGAAACAGCCCAGCAGAAAUACUGCUGAACUGUUAUAUAAAAAACUGGUUUAUUAUAGCAGCUUUAGAAACGGGACUUAAGUAGAUGGCACUGUGAUUCACUUUAUUAGGUACACUUACCUUAUAUCUACACUUCACUGUCCAUCUUAUCAGCUCCACUGACCAUAUAGGAGCACUUUGUGGUUCUGCAGUUACAGACUGUAGUCCAUCUGUUUCUCUGCAUAUUUCGUUAGCCUGUUCUUCAAUGGUCAGGACCCACACACAGCAGGUAUUAUCUGGGUGGUGGACCAUUCACAGCCAAAAAUACCCUGCCAGCAUCAUUUUGUGGCCAGACUUGACCACUGAUGGACUAGAGUAGAGGUUCACAAACCUUUUUAGUCCAAAACCCCCUUUGUGGAGAGUAAAUGCUAAGGGCCACUGUUUGAGAACUGCUGGACUAGAGGAUGACCAACACAAACUGUGCAGCAGCAGAUGAGCUAUCAGUUCUGAGUGGACAGUAACUGCUGUGUCUGAUCCACUCGCACCAAGACAUCAGUGUCUCUGCAAUGACCCUAAUGAUAUCUGCUCAGCGGUGGUCCUGCAAGGCUCCUGACCACUGUAGAACAGAGUCAAGAUGAUCUGUAAUUCUAGUCCAUCUUGGAUGUCCACAAAGUGUAAAUAGUAAGUGGAGCUGAUAAAACAGACGAUUGUAGAUACAAGGCAGGUGGACCCAAUAAAGUGACCAGUGAGAGUAGAUCAUACAUAGAUGCCUAUGAAGUGAUAUUAUAUGAUGUAUGAUAUAGAUGGUGUUGCACUGAGCUUUUAUGUUGAUGUUGAGGGGACAGUAGCUGGUCAUGCAGGCAGUUCGUCUGUGGUUGGGUUUGACUCCGCCUCCUCUGCUUCCCACGGCAACUUCAUCUCCCGCACCCCUCCUGAAAAAAAGGCAGAAAACGCCUCUUCAUUUGUCCCUCCCUUCAUUCAUGCUUUCAUCUCUUCAUCCCUCCCUUUAUUGUGCCAAAAGACUGGAGUAUAAUGAGCGACGGGGAAGGAUAAUAAAGGCCUUGAUGGAUGAGA